AUGCCUCCCACCCGCGCAACCAGAUCUAGCAGAGCUGGAAUAUCCCGACUGACACCGUCCAGUGCCACAUCAGCAAGCAUCAACCGACAAGCUUCGGACGCUCACCACCUGCGCAUCACUGUCAAAGCCCCUCCCAGCAAACUGCGCCAGGCCAUCUCCGGCGACGACCCCGAAUCUGACUUUCCCGACGCCGAUGACUCCCCUGAGCCUCCUGUAAGGACUGCGCGCUCAACUCGCAAUCCCCGUACCGUACUUGACAAUGAAUCCGACGAGGAACAAGAAGAGGAUGACGACGAUGAAGACGAGGAUGAGGAUGCCGAAGGAGAAGAAGAUGACUUGGAAAACACCGAAAUGAUGGAUGCUGAUGGGAGCGACGAAGACGCCGACGCAGAUGGAGACGAUAUGGACAUGGACUCUCCCCACCCACCACCUCCCGUCAUCCACGCCGCUUCAUCAAACAACACGACCAAAGGAAAGCCGAAAGUAAACCUUUCCGUCUCAGCACCACCACACAAAGGCAACCUCAAGAGUGUUGAAGCCAAAGAGUUGGAAGACGAUGACGAAGAUGACGACGAGGAGCUCUCUGAUCUUCAAUCUGGAGACGAGGACAUGCCAGGUGCCGAAGACGACGAGGAAGAGCUUGACAGCGACCUUGAAGGCGAGGACGGUGAUACUACCUUGGACCUCACAAAAUUGACCCGCCGUCAACGCGCCGUCUACGAUGAGGAGCAAGACAACAGUUUGAUGGCUCUCUCGAACGAGGCACAGAAGAAGAAGCAUCUUACUGCAGAAGAACACGCUAUGCGUAGAGCCGAAAUGGCAAGACGAAGGAAGAACCUUUCCGAGAAGCGAAACGAGGAAGAAAAGAUGGACACGAUCAACAAACUUCUCAAGAAGCCUGCUACAAAACGCCGGACUCGCGCUGAAAUCAUUGCCGCUCAGAACGCUGCAGAGGGAACCCCAACAUACACUGAGGACGGCGAAGAAUACUACUUCCCAGCAAAUCCCCUCUUUGUUCGUUACGUCAACAACAAGGCCGGAAGUCGUGUGGGUGUACCAUCUGAAUGGCUCGAAGAAGACCAGCCAGUCGCAAAAGUGCUGAGCAACGGUUGGAAAGCACCACCAAAGAUGGUCGAAGAGGUUUCGUAG
Aureobasidium pullulans EXF-150 is the source of this 1149-nucleotide messenger RNA. RefSeq lists its product as uncharacterized. The record is from RefSeq and is a predicted model, not a curated record. Bases 1 to 1149 code for a protein of 382 amino acids. NCBI's taxonomy places the organism in Eukaryota, Fungi, Ascomycota, Dothideomycetes, Dothideales, Saccotheciaceae. Gene Ontology annotation, biological process: chromatin remodeling. The transcript is spliced from 2 exons. Gene Ontology annotation, cellular component: Ino80 complex.